Messenger RNA from Anoplopoma fimbria (sablefish), 4741 nucleotides. It is a transcript of the gene nek9, whose product is annotated as serine/threonine-protein kinase Nek9. Gene Ontology annotation, molecular function: ATP binding; protein kinase binding; protein kinase activity. The transcript has 24 exons. Gene Ontology annotation, biological process: protein phosphorylation. The coding region runs from base 473 to 3385 and encodes 970 amino acids. NCBI's taxonomy places the organism in Eukaryota, Metazoa, Chordata, Actinopteri, Perciformes, Anoplopomatidae. Gene Ontology annotation, cellular component: centrosome. The record is from RefSeq and is a predicted model, not a curated record.
UUCAGUGUGAGGAAGUGCUGGUCGAGUCUGUGGUUGUUAAUGUUUCAAACAUUGGUUCCUGGUUUCUUCUCACGGAGACGCACUGAGCCUGUCGGUGUGAAACCUUCCUGACAGCUCAUGUCUUCAUGUCUUCAUGUCUUCAUAGCAGCAGAGCAAACACCCUGCUUCCUAACUUAACCAUUAGCCUCGGUUAGCACAUGAAGCCGCACGGACCAGUACGAGAACGCUGACUUUCAAAGUAAAACACCCCACAACGUGCUCUGAGCUGCGGCUUUUAUUCUGAAAUGUGACAAACUUGACUGAACGUGGUUUUCUUGUUGUGUCGCGCUUGACGCUGUCGAACUAUUUGCACGUAUUUUGCUACGUUGUGUUUAGUUGUUACACUGUGUGUGUUGAGUGGCUCUAGAGGUGUCUUUUAACGCAUCAGAAGCAGCUGGACAGGUCUCUGUGUUGAUCGGCCUACACUGGGAACAUGUCAGCAGGGUGCACGGACAUGUCACUGGGGGACUAUGAGAGGCAUUUCGACUCGCUUAACUCGGACCUGGACGCCUUGUCUGUCGUCAGCGAGAGGUCGGCUUCGAGCACGUAUAAUGGCGAAGAGGAGAAGCUGCACUACAUUCCUAUCCGGGUCCUCGGGAGGGGGGCGUUUGGGGAAGCCACCCUGUACAGGAGAACAGAGGACAACUCUCUGGUGGUGUGGAAGGAGGUGGAGCUCAAUUCCCUCUCCGAAAAGGAGCGCCGAGAUGUCAUGAACGAAAUAAGCAUCCUCUCCAUCCUGGAGCACAACAACAUCAUAGCCUACUUCAACCACUUCAUGGAUAAAAACACCUUGCUUAUUGAGUUGGAGUAUUGUAAUGGAGGAAAUCUGUAUGAUAAAAUCAACCAGCAGAAUGGGAAACUUUUCAGCGAAGAGGUGGUCAUUUGGUACCUGUACCAAAUUGCCUCAGCUGUGUCCCACAUUCACAAGGCUGGGAUCCUACACAGAGAUAUCAAAACUCUGAACAUUUUUCUGACCAAGACUGACCUCAUCAAGCUAGGCGACUAUGGCCUCGCAAAGAAGCUAGACUCUGAGUCUUCAAUGGCAGAGACUUGUGUGGGAACUCCAUACUAUAUGUCACCUGAAUUGUGCCAGGGAGAGAAGUACAACUUCAAAUCAGACAUCUGGGCCAUGGGUUGUGUCAUUUUUGAAGUCUUGGCUCUUACAAGGACAUUCGAUGCCACGAACCCUCUGAACCUCUGUGUGAAAAUAGUCCAGGGCAACUGGACCAUGGAAGUGAACUCCGAUGUUUAUUCAUCCGCAUUGAUCAAACUGGUGUAUGAGUGCCUCGAUCAAGAUCCCGCAAAGAGGCCUACAUCUGAUGAGAUUCUGGACCAGCCAAUCAUCUCCUGCUGCAGACAGGAGCUUGAAGACCGAGUUGCCCUGCUGAAUUCAGCAAUGAAAAAACCAAAGCUGAGUACAGUGACGGACACCCCUGUUGCUGUGGUGACCACACGCUCAAGGGAGGUGUACUUCUGGGGUGGAGGGAAAUUCACCCCCCAGAAAAUGGACACGUUUAAAGGAGGCAGCAGUGCCCAACAUGUGUGUGCAGGAGAGAGUCACUUUGCAGUGGUGACCGUGGAGAAGGAGCUGUAUACCUGGGCAAAUGUCCAAGGUGGAGCCAAGAUGGUGGGCCAGCUGGGUCAGGAAGACCGGGCCUCGUACCGGCAGCCAAAGAAGGUGGAGAAGCUACAGGGGAAGGCCAUCCGACAGGUGGCGUGUGGGGCGGACUUCACUGCCUGUGUCACCGAUGAGGACCAGAUGUACAUGUUUGGUUCAGACUAUUACGGCUGCAUUGGCGUGGAGGGAGCGCUAGGCGUGGAGAUUUUGAAACCGGUGCUUUUGGAGUUCUUUGAGGAGCGGCCUGUCCGUCAGGUUUCAUGUGGAGACAACCAUGUGGUGGUCCUGACUCACAGUGGGGACAUCUACGCCUGGGGCUGUGGAGAGUAUGGGCGUCUCGGCCUGGAAUGUGAGGAUGACUUUUCUUCUCCGAUGCAAGUGGAGCUCCCUAAAGGCGCCACCAUCUCCUCAGUUUCAUGUGCCAGCGAUGGAACCUUCUUUUUAACAGAAACAGGCAAAGUCCUUGCAUGUGGAAACAAUGAAUUCAACAAGCUUGGUCUGAACCAGGGAAUCUCUGGUCUCAAACACCGCCCUGGAGAGGGUUACCAGGGGAUCCCGUACAUCACUACACUGACUUUGGUAAAGCAGCUGUCGAGGUUCAAGAUUCAGGUCAUAGCCCCGGGGAAGAGCCACACAGCUGCCAUCGAUGCACGUGGUCGUCUGAUCACCUUUGGUUGCAACAAGUACGGACAGCUGGGUGUGAAGGACUUUAAGAAACACCAGGGUGUCCAACUCCUUCUCGGACCCUUUGGAGGGAAGACAGUGACCAAAGUGUCUUGUGGAGACGGUUUCACCAUUGCAGCCACUGAGGACAAUCAGAUAUUUGCAUGGGGAAACGCAGGAAACGGGCGACUUGGGAUGCCGGCUGAUAAAGGGUUUGGUUCAGAGGUAUGCCCUGCCAUGCCAAGGCCUAUCUUUGGUUCCCUCCACCAUGUACCGGACCUCUCAUGCCGUGGCUGGCACACCAUUAUCAUAAUGGAGAAAGUGCUCAACUCCAAGACUAUCCGUUCUAACAGCAGUGGACUAUCAGUUGGUAGUGGACUGGGCCAGGGGGCAUCUACGUCUACAGUGGAUCUGGACAUAGAACCUGGUUCAGAGACGGGUGGUCGUGAUAGGGGUCUUGGUGGUACACUGGAGGAUAAUACGGAGGAGUGCCACAUGGAGACUCCGAUGAUGUCACUGACAAGUCAGACUGGGGACAGCUCCUGCCCUUUCUGGCUCAGAAAGGAGCUUGAGAAUGCAGAGUUCAUCCCGAUGCCAGAGGGCUCUGAGGUAUCCAUUCCUGACCAGCUGUCUUCCAUCUCCGAGAGCGUCACUCUACCUUAUGAGGAGUUGAAAGAGCUUAAGGCUGCGGCAGAAGCAGUCGGCACUAAGAAAGACCUAUCGACUAAACGAAUGACCUGUGAUAAAGUCAAUGGACUGGAGGAGGCUGACGUCUGCAAAAAAGGAGAAACAGGCGCAUGCUGCGACGCAAGUUGCGAGGUCGCACAGCUGCGAGAGACUGUCGCAAAUCAAGAUUUGAGGAUCCAGAUGCUUGAGAGACAGGUCGGUGAGCAGCAAAAGGAGAAUGAAAGGCUCUGGGCCGCAAUCAAUCGUUCAGUGCAAAGGGAAGCAGGAUGUGACAACAAUGGAAACCAUCCCUCUGAUGCCCGAAUGCCGGGGGAUGGAGGAGAAAGAGGAGGCGCGUUCACAAACCAUGGGGGCCGACCUUCAGGGGCCAGUGUGUGACUUUACCUGCAAAUUGCCUGAAUAUGGGAGAAGUUUGAAUAGCACAUAUUGAGUUAAACAAACUGUUUGGAUGGGGAGUGGAGGCUCGGUUGGACAUGCAGUAGAGGCUGCAGCCUGGUCCCCAUUCAGAGGUUAUGUGCAGUACACGUGUUGCGCUAAAUUGCAUUAUUACAAUCUGUUACAUAUGUAAUACAAUGUAAUACCUUGCACACUCGUAUGCACACCUGUGUUCACCUGUGUGCAGUAAUCUAGCUAGUUUCUCCACAGACUGAAAUGUUGGCUGGAUUCAACAUGAAGCGCCUGACACCUGUGAGAGACAAGAAUCAUAUUGAUCAUAGUGUUACUCUGUAAUGUGAAUGAUAAGUUCUUGUUUUGGUGGUAUUGUUGACUUCGAGGGAUGUCGGCUUUGAGGCUUGGGUCCUUAGUGCCUCGUAUAUUAUUAUUUAUCAAAUAAAACAUUUGACCAUCUGAUGCAAAUAGGAAACCUUCAGCUAAUGCGUCCAAGAUUAAGGUUUCAUCUUGUCAGUUGUUAAGAGAUUGACUGCCAGGAUGUUGUCCAGAUUGAUCCUGACUCAUGUUGGCGUCAUCUUACGAUUUGAAACUUUUACUAUAUGUCUUUAUUUUUAAUUAUUUGGAUUUCAUUCGACAUUCUUAAUUAGUGAAAGUGCCGACUACAAAAUAUCUUCUAACACAGUUUUUCGACAUGUAUGAGAAAUGUUAGCUAUUACAAACAUAUUCUUAUUAACUCUAGCAAAUAUAUACUUUUUUACAUGUGCAUGUUUUAUUAUCAUAUGAGAGUAUUUGUGUGAAACACGAAAACUACUGAUUUCAUUUUUUAACAGCUUUGUAUCUAUCUUCUUUGUGACAUGUAUGAACAGUUUUCUUUGAAUGUGGAAACAUUUAUGAUGUAUCUUACCUUGUGGCUAUAAUGUUGUUUUCUUAUUGCAUUUAUAACCAUUUUAUCUGUCGUUGGUGCUUUCUGAAAUGUUUUUAGAUGUUGUUUUGCCGUAUUUUGCAUCAUUUGUGAAAGCAAAUAUCUAGUUAUAUUUUGGGGUAUGUUUCAUUGUGUUACAACUAAUGUGUUGAGUGUUUGUGUGUGUAAAACCCAUUGUCAUAGUUCGCUUACAAGCUGGUGACUCAUGGUCCGUGAUCUGAAAAUGGGACGUUAAAUACAGUCAGUGCCUUAGCAAGCUAUUCAAACCAAAAUCCUAGCAAAUAUGAAAAUGAUGUGCCUUAGUUGAUGACUGCAUCUAAAAAAUAUGGCUUAUUUUUUGACAAAAAUUUACCAAAAGUUGUUGAGAUGUAACGCUGUCCCGCUGUUGCUUCGUGCUUUGUUAAAUAAAAUUCACAGCUGUC